Messenger RNA from Hydatigera taeniaeformis, 372 nucleotides. Lineage: Eukaryota; Metazoa; Platyhelminthes; Cestoda; Cyclophyllidea; Taeniidae. The record is from the annotation of a GenBank genome assembly.
AUGUCUAACGUUCGUGCUUCCGAUUUGCGCACGAAGUCUGAGGCUGAGUUGCUGAAGCAAGUGGGAGAAUUGAAGACUGAGUUGGCUAAUCAGCGCCUCUUUAGAAUUACUCGUGGAGCUGCCUCAAAGCUUAGGAAGAUUCGUGUGCUUCGCAAGUCUAUUGCUCGCAUCUACACGGUCAUGAACCAGGCUGCUAAGCUUCGUCAGCGAGAAGCCUAUCGUAAGAAGCGCUACGUUCCCAAGGAUUUGCGGCCUAAAAAGACCCGAGCCAUUCGACGUCGCCUUUCCAAAAGGGAGCGGUCUAUCCACUCUCAAAAGACUCUCCGCAAGAUGCGGUCAUAUCCCACAAGGCAGUUUGCUGUCACGCUUUAA